CCGAGGGAUGAAUACCAUUCACUGCAACCGAAUGAGGGUUCCUAUGAGGACUGCGUCCCUGUCUGCCUAUGUUCCACAUCCUUGGCCUGGGCCUUGGUUUCCGACCUUCCUCGACAAGCCUGCGUUGAGUGGCAGGUGAUUACUCGCAGUUGUAGAUCCAGUCCAACUAAGCUUUCCCAAGGCAGAUCCGGACGUCUUUUGAAAUUGAAAAAUCGAGAUUCAUUGUCUUACUUGCCGGUGAUCGCUUCUGGUCAAUCCUAUCAUACCUUAACUACUAAGACAAUGAUGACUACUGAGAUAGACGACAUCACCUUGGGAUGUAGCAGUAAUCCACAUUUGGCUCUGAUCACACUCUGGAAUUGGGCUGCGAAUGGUGAUUUGGAAACGAAGACCGGACUUUUGAACUCCAUCGAACAUCUUCCUGGAUGCUGGAUCCCUGUUGAAGGAUUUAUCUCUGAGGACAAUGAAUUCGAAUUAAUUCUACUUUUUCCUUGA
This is a messenger RNA of Protopolystoma xenopodis, 495 nucleotides long. NCBI's taxonomy places the organism in Eukaryota, Metazoa, Platyhelminthes, Monogenea, Polystomatidea, Polystomatidae. The record is from the annotation of a GenBank genome assembly.